AUGUCAACGAGGUCAAAAGAGUUUAGUUAAUUAGCAAAAGAAUGCGAAAAAGACUUAAGAGAUUUGGUAAAUUUGCCAGAUAAUUAUGCAGUGCUGUGGACAUAAUCUGGAGCAUUCCUCCAAUUCACAUCUGUGCCUUUCAAUAUUGGUGGAAGCCGAGAGAACACAGCAACUUACGUUGAGACAGGUCACUGGAGUAUGGAAGCUGCUAAAGAGGCUAGAAAGUUUAUUAACGUAGCUCCUGCGUGGAAGCCUUAAUAAGAAGAAUAUCUUUUCACUUUACCAGAGACAGAAGAGUUAAAUAUUCACAAGGACUCAAAGUACGUUUACUAUUGUGAUAAUGAGACAGUUCAUGGAGUGGAGUAUCACACACCAAUUGUCACAGAGGGAGUACCAGUUGUUUGUGAUAUGACUUCGAGUUACUUAACCAAGCCUAUCGAUUGGGAUCGAGUAGAUGUAGCGAUUUCAUCUGCACAAAAAAACCUUGGCCCAUCUGGCAUUACUUCAUUGAUUGUAAACAAAGAUCUACUUGGGAGAAAAAGAGAUGAUACUCCCAUUAUGUGCGAUUGGGAAACCUAACACAACUGUGGUGGAUUCUAUAAUACUCCAAAUGUCUUUGCCCUAUAUUUGUGCGGACUAACCUUGAAGCAUUUGAAAAAAUUUGGUUUAGAGUUUUAUGAUGAUUUGGCUAAACAAAGAUCUAAGUUAAUCUAUGAUGUAUUUGAUAGCUCAAAUGGAUUCUACAAAAAUAAGGUUAAUCCGAAGCAUAGAAGCAGAAUAAACUGUCAGUUUACUCUUAAAUCGAAGGAGGAAGAUGACAAAUUCCUGAAGGCAGCUGAUGAGGCUGGUUUCCUCUUUUUGUAUGGACAUGACAAAUAUGGAGGAUGUAGAGUUAAUAUGUACAAUGCUAUGCCUCUAGAAGGAGCAGAGAAACUUAGAAAUUUUAUGAAGCAAUAUCAAGAUGAGCAAGAAAGAUUGUGA
This is a messenger RNA of Stylonychia lemnae, 981 nucleotides long. The record is from the annotation of a GenBank genome assembly. Lineage: Eukaryota; Ciliophora; Spirotrichea; Sporadotrichida; Oxytrichidae.